CGGAGGACACGCCUGUGUUUGUAUUGGAACGAGCCCUGUGGAGGUGUAAUCACACCAGGGAGACUCCCUCCACCUCUCUGCACGAUCUGAGAGAAAGGAAACUUGACGCUGCUGCUGCUGCUAUCUAGCACAACUCGUGUGUUUAACUCCAAAAGCUUUCAGUCCUGUUCCUCUUGCAGCCAAGAUGCCAGAAACAGCAGAAGCUGUGUCAGCCACUCUCACCACCAACAGAAACUGCACCGUAGAAAUAUCCAAUGUCAGCAAAUUCUACUGCCUCAUCAACCCCAAGGUGUACAUGUCAAGUGGCUACAACCACCACCCGCCCCAGCCUACGGUUCGCCCCUCAAUGACCGAAGUGUGCUCCUUCGACAAGGACGACAACACCGCCACUGGCUCCGUCGGCCUGCUGACCUACGACCUCUUCCACAUGGCGAACAGGGUAGCCUCGGAGCGCAUGGUCAUCAUGUUCUCUGUGCCCUAUGACCACAACAUCUACAAGAACCGGCUGGCCGUGGGCGUGGUGGAGCAUUCCCGUGCCUGCGACAAAAAUCUGUACGAGCAGAUGUAUGAUGGGAAAGACCUCACUGGCUUCAGUCGCUCCGAGGCACACGGCACUGGGGUGGAGUUUAAAGCUCGAAGCGUUGAUGUGAGGGCUUCAAUGUCUUCUAUUGGCAAAGCCAUUGUUAAAGUGGAGCUCUACGAUACAAUGGGUCGUUAGUUUGUACUUUGUUUUGUACCCAACAGAAUAAAUAUACUUGAUUUGAUUUGACUACUGCUGCAUGUUGACAUCCAGAGACACAUACAGAGGAGAGGAAGACAGAUUUUGCUGUCAUCUGUAUUUUGUGUCCACUGAAAGAUAUCAAUAUCUGACAGCCAGCUCAUUGAUUCUCCAUUAGCUUAUUUCUUGGGCUUAUGUGUAUUGUACACUCCCUUUUUCUUUGAUUAUGGUAAUAAAACAUUCAGACCCGA
This is a messenger RNA of Sebastes umbrosus (honeycomb rockfish), 969 nucleotides long. RefSeq names its product bryoporin. The record is from RefSeq and is a predicted model, not a curated record. Gene Ontology annotation, cellular component: pore complex. Gene Ontology annotation, molecular function: channel activity. The transcript is spliced from 3 exons. Gene Ontology annotation, biological process: monoatomic cation transport; cytolysis in another organism; pore complex assembly. The coding region runs from base 185 to 718 and encodes 177 amino acids. NCBI's taxonomy places the organism in Eukaryota, Metazoa, Chordata, Actinopteri, Perciformes, Sebastidae.